AAGGAAAAGAAAAUGGCAACAGCAAGAGAAAGAGAAAGAGAUCGAGAGCUUCUGAUUCCAGUUUCAGGAGUAGCAUUACAAGAUGAUGAUGACGGUAGUGGUGGAUCAAAAUCAUCAUCUCCUGUUUCUUUAUCUCACCAUCAUUCAGGAAGAGAGGCAUUUUCUAAAGUUAUCAGGAGCUGGGCAUCAAAAAAGUUCAUGGCAGGAUGUGUUAUUCUUCUGCCAAUAGCCAUCACAGUCUACAUAACAUGGGGGGUCAUCCGUUUUAUUGACGGGUUUUUUUCACCAGUUUAUUCGCAUUUAGGGAUCAAUAUCUUCGGCCUUGGAUUUGUCACAUCUAUCACAUUCAUCUUCUUAGUUGGUGUGUUCAUGUCGUCAUGGUGGGGAGCUUCUGUUCUUGGUCUAGGGGAAUUGUUUAUCAAGAAGAUGCCGCUAGUAAGCUAUAUUUACUCGGCGUCAAAGCAAAUAAGCGCUGCAAUAUCACCAGAGCAAAAUUCUCAGGCAUUUAAGGAAGUAGCUAUCAUACAACAUCCACGUGUUGGAGAGUACGCAUUUGGAUUCAUAACAUCGUCUGUGAUUCUUCGGAGAGGUGUAGGAGAAGAGGAGCUUUGUUGUGUCUAUGUACCCUCCAACCAUCUCUACGUUGGGGAUAUUUUCCUCAUCAGUUCUAAGGAUAUUAUGAGACCCAACUUAUCUGUUCGAGAAGGGAUAGAAAUUGUCAUUUCCCUGGGAAUGUCUGUACCUCCAAUAUUAACAGCAGUGGAUGCGCAAGCUGCUGUUCCGGCCACAAGAGUUGUUGGCAGAAGCCCAAAAUUUGCUAUUCCACCGGUAUAAGUUGAGGACGAUUUCUAUCUGUCAAUUGAUUCAAUGUCACACCAAGAUGCGACGAAGUUUCUCGGAGCCAAACACUGGGAGGGAGCGAUUAGAUGAAAAUGCACGCACUUGGAGAUGCAAAAAUCUAUACCAUCACGCUCCGCUUCUUAUCCUUGUUCUAGUAGUGAAAAGUGUGCUCCACUCAAAAAAAAUUUUGUGAUAGAAACGCUACCCUCAAAUAAGUAGAUGUUGUUUAAGAAAAUUGUAUCCACGUUUUGGAUACAAAUCUGCUUCUCCAAAAA
Messenger RNA from Papaver somniferum (opium poppy), 1115 nucleotides. RefSeq names its product protein LIKE COV 1-like. Lineage: Eukaryota; Viridiplantae; Streptophyta; Magnoliopsida; Ranunculales; Papaveraceae. Bases 13 to 834 code for a protein of 273 amino acids. The record is from RefSeq and is a predicted model, not a curated record. Gene Ontology annotation, cellular component: Golgi apparatus. The transcript is spliced from 6 exons.